Messenger RNA from Kwoniella mangroviensis CBS 8507, 3750 nucleotides. RefSeq lists its product as uncharacterized. The record is from RefSeq and is a predicted model, not a curated record. Gene Ontology annotation, cellular component: mitochondrion. Bases 1 to 3750 code for a protein of 1249 amino acids. Lineage: Eukaryota; Fungi; Basidiomycota; Tremellomycetes; Tremellales; Cryptococcaceae. The transcript has 4 exons.
AUGCCAAAACCCACUUUCCUUCAAGCGGUGCUAAACAAACCUACCAGAUCAUAUGCGGAUCCAUACCAUUCAUCACCAUGGUCAGAUCAAGGUCAACCUCAGAAUCCUUACUACACCUCUUCCCCCUCCUCAAGAUAUGACGACCAUUUCAAUCAAUAUAGUCAUGCUGGACCUAGUAAACCUCGUUCGAGAGGUCCUUCGUCGACCGUAUCGAGCUCAGCAAUGAGUGAUGGACAACCGGGCAAUACAAUAUCGACGGGAAGUAGGUUUCCCAAACCUGCUAGAAGGGUAGUUAGUAAUAUCACUUUGAGGGAUGGUCAGAUCAUACAUGAUAAUCCUCCUCUACCUAAAUCACCUAGCUCAGCUGUCGGAACCACUAGAAAGAAGUCGAUCAAAGCACCUAGUAAAGCUGGAGGAGAAGAAGAUGGUAGACCCGUCUCGAGAGCAGGGACAAUCAAGAAGAAGAAGAAGCCAAAAUCAACCAUUCACGAAAAUGACUCUAUAUCUGUACUUUCUUCACCUACCUCCACGACCAUAUCAUUACCUAUGCCCCCACCGAUACAUUCAAGGAAUAGUGGAUCUUCUUCUUCCGCACCUUCAUCCCCUGUUCCUCCCUUGUCACCCAUCACUCCGACCCAUUCAGAGACGAUACGGCAGAAGCCUGUCCGGCCGAAUUACAUGAAACCGCUGAUACUCACGCCGCCAAGCUCAGAGAUGUCGACUCCCAAUUCCUCAACGCAGCAGAUGUCAACCGUGAAAUCCCCUCAUGCAUCUGCGCCAAUUGAACAGACAAAACAGAUACAAGCGCCUCAAGUGGUAAUUGGAAAUGCGGAUUCAGGCGAAGAAGAGGAAGAAGAUAUAUUCUAUACCCCUAGAACAUCACUGGAAGAUCUUCAGCUGCCCAUGCCCAUUUCUACAGAGAGUGAAAACCUUACUACGCCCAAACCCGCAAAUCCAUCUGUCGCACCACCUUCAUUCAACUUUUUACCUCCUACUCCGGCACCUAUACCGGAUCCUGCUCAAUCGCCAUUUCAUUCUGAACCUUCGUCCUCUAAUAGCUCUUCUUUGCAUCCUGAUCGACCGUUCGUCUCUCGUCAACCAUCAGACACUUCAUCUUCACCUAUACAGACAAGCAAUUUGGUACAGAUGCUCAAACAUGGAGACGAAGACGACGAUGCGCAGAGUGCAUCUGGACAAGCUGGAUCGGACGAAGACGAGGAAUCAGAUAGACAAAAUGCGCUUGAUCGUCGAAAGAGUGGAGCUUGGUCCAAACCAUCUUCAGUCGUCGGUCGCUCUACUCCCCCUUCAUUAGAUGGCUAUGCCUCUCGAGCACCUUCGCGACAAUCCACCGCCAGGCAUUUCUCACGUCACUCCUCUGAAGAGUUCCCAGGUGUCAGAAGACCUUCUGUACCUAACUCCGAAGCGUCGUACACUUCUGCACCCAAUCGACCCGAGGGCAGUAUAAAAGGUUCUGGAUCGAUAAGUGGGUACGGCAAAGGCGGAUGGGCCGCAGCUCAUUCAGCUAGGUCUAGGCCGUCCUCUCCGAUCAUGUUCAUGCCUGCUUCCGGCGGUGAUGGAUGGGCGGAAUUCCAACCUCCUCCACCUAGACAAUCUAAAUUCACGCCGCUACCUUCUGCAUCACUCUCACCGACUUUCGAUAAGAUAACCGAUGGAUCGAGAUUACCUGUGUAUGGGACGAGCUCAAGAGAGAGUCAAAAUGGUUAUCCUCAGGGGUUGAGACCACCAAGUAGAGGUGAUUCGUCGCCUAGCGAAUAUUCUCAAUUGUCCGAUGGACUGGAAAUGCCAAGUAGGUCGUAUCUCAAGAAAGAUUACAAUAGUCAGGCAACAAGUGAGAGUACAACACCGUUCGAUGGAGGAAGAGAGACAACUAGCCCGGAACCUGGAAGUUUAGCUUUUCCCAUUGCCCGUGUAGGAUCACUCAGUAUCAGUCAUUCGACGACUUCGCCAUCUUUGGCUAGAACACCGUCAAGGAUUGGAUCUGAGAUAUACUCAUCUCGUCCAAUGUCUCCUUCAAUGGACUAUUCCAGACCAACUUCAUCAAUGAUGAGUCAUCGACCGCCAUCUGUCAUGUCUCACGCACAAUCUACCUCGCCGAUGACAUUCAACCCACCAUCGUUCCUCAACCCGGAUCUACUCACCAUCUUACCUGAAAUGACGAACGAAGAUUCCGACAGACUGUAUCGAUCAGCUGCCUCAGAAAGCGGCGGUGGUGGUAAAGGUAGAAGAAGUUCAAUGCAAGAUUGGGGGUCAUACAAUCCAUCUCGUAGAUCUAGUAUAUUCAGGGCGAAGAGUGAGGUGGGGCAUGAUGACGAGGAGAGGGUCAUACCCCGGAUGCCUACUAGACGAAGUAAAUCGGUUGCUGGAUUUAGAAAUCAUGAUUACUCCAAAGAUAGGAAGUGGGAAGGAGGUAGUUAUGGGGAUGGAGUAUUAAUGGAAUCAAAUGGGAGGGCUCCUGAGAGUAUCGGUGGAUACACUAAUCUCGUGUUGCCCUCUGGAGCAUAUCGACCUAUCAAUCCGGCCAAAUCUGCCAAUUCCAAUGGACUAGACUCACGUAUCCUCGGUAUGCCACAUGCUACGAUGGCGUCUAUCGUACUCAUCACGACUUUCUCAAGACAUUCUUCUACACCUGCGCACCUAAGAGACCAAUUGCCGCCUUUGGUCGAUUUCAGCUCCCAUCUCAAACCACCGACCAAAGUCGGUGAUUCCCAAUUACUAGUUCAGGUAUAUGCGGUAGCCAUCGAUCAGAUUGAUGUGAGGGCUUUGGACGAGAAAGCGAGAUGGGAAGUUGGCAAGUAUGUUCCUGGAAGAAGCUUCAUCGGAAGAGCUUUGACUGUGGGAGCAGAUGAGAAGGAAGUGGUCAGAGGGGAUUUGGUCAUUGGGAUACUCGAUAUUCGAAAGAGCGGAGCAUUAUCAGAAUACAUCGUAGUGGAUCGCCGACGUAUCUCAAGAGCACCGUUCCCUACUAACUUGUCACUCGAACAACUUUCCCUCCUCCCUCUACAGGGAGUUGCUGCAGCCAGAGCAGUCCGAACUCACCUAAUCAAACAUUCUCGCGCACUGAUUCUGAAUGCCCAUCAAGGUGUAGCGGCGUUGGUAUGUCAAGAGAUGUCAAGGAACGGUGUGAAUAUCACAGCUGUCAUUCCCGGAGGAGACGAUUCGCACGAACAUCAUAAAGCAUGUAUGGACAAUGGUGCGAAGGGUGUGUUGAUGGGUAGUCCAGCAGCUGUCAUGUUGAGUCUUGAAGAAGGCGCUUGGGAUCACGUGUUUGAUACGGUUGGUGGGAGUCGAGUAUCUGAUGCGGCAAGGAGAUUGCUCAAGGAUGGUGGAAAGCUAAUAUCGACUAUCAAACCUGAUUCUUCCUCUUCGUCUCCUACCACGCCAACUUUAACAUCUCGACCUUCCGGAUUGAAAUCCCUCAAAGCAGCAUUCGGAGGAUCCAACUCCCGAAGGAAAGAUUCCAAAUUCAUUUCUGUCGAAUACCUCCCUCCGACAGGAUCGGGUGAACCUGAAGUAGACAGUUCAGGGAUGGAUUACAGAGAUAUAAUGGAAGAACCUUGUAUGGCUAUUUUUAGACCUGUCAUUCCGGAGUAUAUAUGCAGAAAACAUACUUCGAUGGUACUGGGAGGAGAAGGGGAUGGGAAAGUAAAGACAGUAGUGAAUUUCGAAAAAGGACAUGAGAUCUUCAGGAGGGAUUGGGAAGGUGUGAGAGUUGUGAAGGUGAUUAAUUAG